AGCACAAACCACGCAGAGAGGAAAGGGGAGGAAGUCAGGAAGCUGCCUCUGACAGCUAGCUGACUGUACCGAAGAGAACCACUGUAGGAGAAAAAGAGGCCGAGUCCAGCUUCUCUGUGCAGAAUAAGACUCAGAAACAGUCACCGACAUGUCGAAAAACACCACGCCUGCUCGCUUCAGGCGCGUGGACGUGGACGAGUACGAUGAGAACAAGUUCGUGGACGAAGAGGACGGAGGAGAAAACCAGCUGGGUCCUGACGAGGCAGAGGUGGACUCCCUCAUCAGGCAAGGAAACCUUGUGGAGGCUUUACACGCAGUUCUUAAAAACCCACCAAUCAACACAAAGAACCAGAACGUCAAGGAGCGUGCAGAGGGUCUGGUCCUGAAGGUGCUCAGCGCCUUUAAGAGCAGCGACAUCGAGAAAGCGGUGCAGUCACUGGAUAAGAACGGCGUGGACCUGCUGAUGAAGUACAUCUACAAAGGCUUCGAGAGGCCGUCAGAGAACAGCAGCGCGGUCCUGCUGCAGUGGCACGAAAAGGCUCUGGCAGCUGGAGGAGUGGGCAGCAUCGUCAGGGUGCUCACAGCGAGGAAGACGGUCUAAAAAAAGAAGCUGAGGAUCAGUUCACUCCACAUCACUGACAGAUCCAGGAGGAUUGCAUCUGCACUGAACUGUUCAUGUAAUCUAAGAGACGACACAGGGACUGAAACGCAAAUCUGUUUUUUUUAACAUGAUGUAAAAGAUCCUGCUGCGUUCACGCUACACUGAGAAAGUCAAAUCAGAUCUGGGUCACGUUAGGUUAAAGAAACAGGUUUCUCGUUUCUCCCCUGGCAUCAUCACAGCCUACUAAAUCAUCAUCCUCACAGGGUGCUACAGAUAACUCGCCACCUCAUUUCCUGUGCCCCCCUUCUCCCUGCCUCAUUUCUAUCCUCCUCCUGCACACAGUGGCUCCAAACUGAGAGGAACAUCCUUCUGCUAAAACUAAAUCAUGUUAACUUCUACGACUUCCCUCAAAUCUAAGACCGCAUAGGGACAAAAAGAAAAACGAUUAGAGCUCCAAAGCUUUCAGGGAGCUAAAGUGUUCCCCAGUUUUUAAUCAGUCUAUGAAAUUACUCAAGUAGAAUGGCUUCAUUGUUCACGAUCCAAAGCCAAAUGUUGGGAGCCGCUGCCGCACACCAAACCUUCACACUUCUAUGAGCAAACACAGCGGGCAUGUCGCUCUCAGCAGAGACUCUGUGUCAGUAAAUCCUGCACAGACGGAGGCUGCUGCUGGGUUGUCUCAUGGGGGACGCUUUGCACCCGCAGGAGGUAGGGUGGAAGCGAGCAGGGGGCUGAAAUCCAUCCAUCCUUUCACGCCCCCCGCUGCCCCAGUUAAGCAUUAUUACCCACGAUGCAUCUCCCCCACCUCUCAUCUUAAUCCCCUAUUACUACUCCUCACAUCCUCUGUGUGUCUGCCUCACACAUGCAUCCUGUGCUACUGUACGGAGACUCAUGUGGCUCUGCUGGUUCUCUAUACUAGCUCCGUACCUUCAGGAGGAACCUUUCUCUAAGGUUUUUUUAUUUUGGUAUUUAACAGAUUUCAAAAUAAUCAAGGAUUAAUUUUUUUCUCUGGUUUUUAUGCUUUAUAAUCAUUUGUUUCUCAAUGCACAAUCCCUUCAUAAUACACUGAUGUAAAGGGUAAGCACGCUCCAUUUGCAGAGAGGACGAAGAUAAAAAUGGAGAGAAUUUUAAGCAUUACGAGAGAAUUUAAUUUGCAUGAUCCCACUUUUGAGAGUAUUUUUCUGAAGCAUUUCAUACCUGUCUUUUGUACAUGUUGUGUGUCUAUUCUGGACAAAUUAAGUGAUUUUUUUGUAUUGAAUUUAAGUUAAAAUUACUUCUCAUUCCUUUAAAAAAAAAAUCCUCAACACAUGGUGUUAAAAGUCAUCACAUUAACUUUUAAUUUCCAUGACUUUUAUACCAUGAGGAGGAGAGCUGGGGAAGUUUAAUCUGCCUUAUCAGGUAGAUCGUGUCUGUUGCCAAACGGUUUAUUGUGUUUCAUGAAAAUCAUGUAACAUUUAGGAUUUAGUUUCCCUUCAUGUAUUAGAGUUUAAUUCAGAGGAUUAAGUGUUGGAGUUUAAAAGGAACAUCAACCUAAAGUGAGGAAUUAAAAUCAGCUACCUUUAUCCCUCUGUAGAUCCUGAGUGACGAGAGCAGCGUAAUGUCCUCUUUGAGUUGAUUUCCUCAGAUUGGAAAUCCUCAGUAGAUGCUUUAUUUUUAAACACAAAGCCCUAACAGGAUGUGUAGUACAAGUUUCAUCAGUUGAUAUUUAGACAUGGGUGUCCAUGUUUGAAUACAGUCAUCAGUGAUGAUGCAUCCAGGCAUUAGAUCCCCUCUUCUAAUGCAGUAACGUCCGGUCCUACACGAAAAGAAACCAGAAGAAGAGCGCUUCAGUUCUUUCCUCUGGUUGAUGUAGUUCCAGACAGAUGCUCUUCUAGCCAAGAAGACGAGAGAGCAUACCAGACUGAUGUACAAACUGCCUUACUCAAUAUUCCUUUUUUAUGUUUGUGCUUUUUUGACAAUAAAAAUAAAAGGUAUGAAAGCUGA
Messenger RNA from Notolabrus celidotus (New Zealand spotty), 2581 nucleotides. It is a transcript of the gene arpc5b, whose product is annotated as actin related protein 2/3 complex, subunit 5B. Gene Ontology annotation, molecular function: actin filament binding. The transcript has 4 exons. Bases 149 to 601 code for a protein of 150 amino acids. The record is from RefSeq and is a predicted model, not a curated record. Gene Ontology annotation, biological process: Arp2/3 complex-mediated actin nucleation; cell migration; regulation of actin filament polymerization. Lineage: Eukaryota; Metazoa; Chordata; Actinopteri; Labriformes; Labridae. Gene Ontology annotation, cellular component: Arp2/3 protein complex; cytoplasm; actin cytoskeleton.